This is a messenger RNA of Fraxinus pennsylvanica, 1842 nucleotides long. The record is from the annotation of a GenBank genome assembly. NCBI's taxonomy places the organism in Eukaryota, Viridiplantae, Streptophyta, Magnoliopsida, Lamiales, Oleaceae.
AUGAGCGCGUUAGUGCCUCAAAUUUUUCGAAGCAAAGUUGAACUUGAAAUAGCACAGAAUUUUCUUACAAACCAAAAACUUCAAUUUUCAGCAGACCAUUAUCAGGUUGAUCUUCUUCCAGGUGGAGACUUGUCAUACACUUCUUAUCCUGUCGGUUCCUCAAUACCUACUAGGCUGUUCGGAUCAAUGAAGUUUGAUACACGAAACUCACCAAAUUCACCUUUCUUUACCCACUUUGAGCCUGAGACAUUAAGCACGUAUAUUGACAGUCAAGAGCAGCACAGUUCCACGGAUAAUCUUUCUGAAGUCACCCCUUCGUCUAAUUCUUCACUGGAUUACAACAGUUAUUUCCAACAAUUAAGCCCGUCCCCUGUGUACCCUCAGGAUAAUCUACUCCUUCGUUCUGGUGGACCUUCUUAUAUUCAGAUUGCAAAUCACAAUCGAAACAUGAAACAUGCUCUGCAGGAGUUGGAGACUGCUCUUAUGGCACCAGAUUAUGACGAGGAAGUGACAACCUCGGAGCCUUUGUUAGGGGGAAAUAAGAGGCCCCAAACACCUGGCCAGCGGUCAAGAUCUUGGAACCAGGAACCGCAGGGGUCGUCACAUUCACAUCAAUCUGAGUCAUCUUAUGUUAACAGAUUUGGCAACUCAGGUGAUGAACUAUAUAUUGAGAGACGGCAGAAAGCGAUGGAGGAUUUGACAUUGAAGGGUACCCCACCAAAUAAUCUUAAACACUUGCUGAUUGCAUGUGCUAGAGCACUUUCUGAUAACAAUUUGGCUGGAUUCGAGAGACUAGUAGAACAGGCUCGUGGUGCUGUAUCUAUUAAUGGAGAGCCAAUUCAGCGCCUAGGUGCUUACCUAAUUGAAGGGCUGGUAGCAAGGAAAGAAUCAUCUGGCACCCACAUUUACCGGGCCUUGAAUUGCAAGGAACCAGAAAGCAAGGACUUGCUCUCCUACAUGCAUAUUCUUUAUGAAAUAUGUCCUUAUUUAAAGUUCGGUUACAUGGCUGCGAAUGGUGCUAUUGCGGAAGCAUGUAGAAAUGAGGAUCGUAUUCACAUAAUAGACUUUCAGAUUGCCCAGGGAACUCAGUGGAUGACUCUCUUACAGGCACUUGCAGCAAGACCUGGUGGUGCUCCACAUGUGCGAAUUACUGGGAUUGAUGAUCCAGUUUCAAAAUAUGCUCGAGGAGCUUGUCUGGCUGCAGUUGGAAGACGUUUGGCUGCAAUUUCAGAGAAAUUCAACAUAACUGUUGAGUUUCAUGCUAUUCCAGUUUUUGCUCCAGAAAUCACAAGGGAAAUGCUUGAUGUUCGACACGGAGAAGCACUGGCUGUGAAUUUUCCUUUGCAGCUCCACCACACUCCUGAUGAGAGCGUUGAUGUGACCAAUCCAAGAGACGAACUUCUGAGGAUGGUGAAAUCACUCUCUCCCAAGGUGGUCACUCUGGUGGAGCAAGAAUCAAACACAAAUACUGCGCCUUUCGUUCCAAGGUUCAUUGAAACUUUAGAAUAUUAUUUGGCUAUGUUCGAGUCGAUAGAUGUUACGUUGCCCAGAGACAAGAAGGAACGCAUUAAUGUGGAGCAGCACUGUUUGGCUAGAGAUAUUGUGAACAUUAUAGCCUGUGAAGGCAAGGAGAGAGUGGAACGUCACGAGCUCCUUGGCAAGUGGAGAUUGAGGUUUAUGAUGGCUGGUUUUCAGCAAUUUCCUCUGAGUUCUUAUGUCAAUUCGGUUAUUCGAAGUUUAUUAAGAUCUUAUUCAGAGCAUUUUACGUUACUGGAAACGGAUGGGGGCAUGCUACUAGGGUGGAAGGAGAGGAACCUGGUAUCCGCUUCUGCUUGGCACUGA